Haemorhous mexicanus (house finch) is the source of this 5668-nucleotide messenger RNA. RefSeq names its product transmembrane O-mannosyltransferase targeting cadherins 2 (gene TMTC2). The coding region runs from base 358 to 2820 and encodes 820 amino acids. The record is from RefSeq and is a predicted model, not a curated record. Gene Ontology annotation, molecular function: mannosyltransferase activity; protein binding. The transcript has 13 exons. NCBI's taxonomy places the organism in Eukaryota, Metazoa, Chordata, Aves, Passeriformes, Fringillidae. Gene Ontology annotation, biological process: protein O-linked glycosylation via mannose. Gene Ontology annotation, cellular component: endoplasmic reticulum membrane.
CCCAGAGCCUCGGCGGCGGCGCCCGGCUCGGCAGCGAGGGGGGCGCGGGUGGGGAACAGAGCUGCGGCAGCGCCGGGGCGCCGCGAGAGGAAGGCGGGAGUCGGAGCCGCGCCCCGCUCCGCUCAGUCCCGUUCCGCUCAGCCCCGCUCCGCUGAGCCCAGCUGCGCUGUCGCCGCCGAUAGCCCCGCUGCCAUGGGGUAGGGGCGGCGGAGCGGGGGACGCCGUCAGGCUGUGGCCGCCGGCGGAGCGCGGAGCGGCUCCCCGCGGUGCCGGGGGGUGCGAGGGGCAGGCGCGGGAGGCCGGGCAGGGCAGGAGGCUGCCCCGGUGCGAGAGGCGGCGGCGGAGGCAGGCGGAGAGAUGAUCGCGGAGUUGUUGAGCAGCGCCCUGGGGCUCGCCCUGUACCUCAACACCCUGAGCGCCGACUUCUGCUACGAUGACAGUCGAGCUAUCAAGACAAACCAGGACCUUUUACCCGAGACGCCGUGGAUCCAUAUCUUCUACAAUGACUUUUGGGGGACACUGCUUACUCACAGUGGGAGCCACAAGUCCUACAGACCUCUCUGCACACUUUCCUUCCGCAUUAACCAUGCUGUUGGGGGCAUGGACCCAUGGGGCUACCACCUUGUAAAUGUCCUCUUACAUGCUGCAGUCACUGGCCUUUUCACAAACUUCUCCAGGAUUCUCUUUGGCGAUGGGUACUGGACCUUGAUAGCGGGCCUGCUGUUUGCAUCUCAUCCCAUCCACACGGAAGCCGUAGCAGGGAUUGUAGGGAGGGCAGAUAUUGGAGCCUGCCUCUUCUUUCUGCUUUCCCUCAUGUGUUACGUGAAGCACUGCUCUACCAGAGGUUCCUCACCGAGUACUUGGGGCUGGAUCUUGGGAGCAGGGCUGUGUGCAGGAUGCAGCAUGCUGUGGAAGGAGCAAGGAGUGACCGUUCUGGCCAUUUCAGCCGUGUACGAUAUCUUUGUAUUUCAUCGACUGAAAAUGCAUCAGAUCAUUUCUGCUUUAUACAAGAGGAAGAAUUUGACCCUGUUCUUCAGCAUUGGUUUAUUGACCUCCUGGGGAACUGCACUGCUGGGUGUUCGCUUAUACUGGAUGGGCAACAGGCCCCCAAGUUUUUCUAAUUCUGACAAUCCAGCUGCUGACUCAGACAGUUUUCUCACACGUACCCUGACCUUCUUUUACUUGCCAACCAAGAACCUCUGGCUCUUGCUGUGCCCAGAUACCCUCAGCUUUGACUGGUCUAUGGAUGCUGUGCCUCUUCUAAAAGCAGUCAGCGACUGGAGGAAUCUACACACUGUGGCCUUCUAUGCAGGACUCCUCCUCCUUGCCUACUUUAGCUUGAAGGGCUCCAGCAAUGAGAGAGAAUUCAAUGGGAAAACUGUAAUGAAUGGCAAGCAAAAUGCUAAUGGGCAUAGCUGUCACCCAGAGAUGGAGUACAAGACACUGGAGGUGAAGUCAAGCUUUGCAUCAAAAGAAGAGAAUGGCCUAAAAAAGCAUGAAAUUCAGAAACUGCAGCUUCCUUCAACCGAGAACAUUGUCAUUCUGUCUCUCUCUUUGUUAAUAGUGCCCUUCGUUCCUGCCACAAACCUGUUUUUCUAUGUUGGCUUUGUAAUAGCAGAGCGUGUGCUGUAUGUCCCUAGUAUGGGCUUCUGCCUGCUGGUUACAGUAGGUGUCAGGGCCCUUUAUGUCAAAGCCCAAAAGCGCUUUCUGAAGAACUUGGUUUUCUGUUCUACUGCUGCAUUAAUUGUUUUCUAUGGACUCAAGACUGUUGUCAGGAAUGGGGACUGGCAGAAUGAGGAGAUGCUGUAUAGGUCAGGGAUAAAAGUAAACCCUGCUAAAGCAUGGGGUAACCUUGGAAAUGUUCUCAAGAGCCAGAGCAAGAUUUCUGAAGCUGAAAGCGCCUAUAGAAAUGCCUUGUACUACCGCAGCAACAUGGCUGAUAUGCUUUAUAAUUUAGGAUUACUACUUCAGGAAAACAGCAGGUUUUCAGAAGCAUUGCAUUACUAUAAACUGGCAAUUGGUAGCAGACCCACACUAGCUUCUGCUUAUUUAAAUACUGGUAUCAUCCUGAUGAACCAAGGGAAGACAGAGGAAGCCAGGAGGACUUUUGUGAAGUGUUCAGAGAUCCCUGAUGAAAAUCUGAAAGAUCCUCAUGCUCACAAAAGCUCUGUUACCAGCUGUCUUUAUAACUUAGGAAAACUUUUUCAUGAACAAGGACACUAUGAGGAGGCCCUUACAGUUUACAAAGAAGCAAUACAGAAAAUGCCGAGGCAGUUUGCACCACAGAGCCUAUAUAACAUGAUGGGAGAAGCCUAUAUGAGAAUGAGCCGGCUGCCUGAAGCAGAGCACUGGUACGUGGAGUCACUGCGAUCCAAGAGCGACCACAUCCCAGCCCACCUCACCUAUGGAAAACUGCUGGCUCUGACGGGACGCAAGAGUGAGGCAGAGAAGUACUUUAUGAAGGCUAUUCAGCUGGAUCCUACCAAAGGAAACUGCUACAUGCAUUAUGGUCAGUUCCUCCUAGAAGAAUCCCGCCUGAUAGAAGCAGCUGAAAUGGCAAAAAAAGCAGCUGAACUUGAUAAUACAGAAUUUGAUGUUGUUUUCAAUGCAGCCCAUAUGCUCAGACAAGCCAGUCUUAAUGAAGAGGCUGAGAAAUAUUAUGAAAUGGCAGCAGGAUUAAGACCUAAUGAGGGUAUGGAGGAAAUGGGGAGGAAUUCUGGAAGCCAUAUGAGACAACUGAGUUAUUUCCUGCACAUAUCCAGCUGCCCUGAUGAAUCUUGGAGCCAUUCUCCAUCUGAAUGGCAAACUGAAAGAGGCUGAAGAAAACUACCUCCUUGCUCUUCAACUUAAACCUGAUGAUGUCAUCACCCAGUCCAAUCUUCGCAAAUUGUGGAAUAUCAUGGAGAAACAAGGUUUGAAAACAUCCAAAACAUGAUGUUGAAAACUCUGAACUACUUUUCCUUAAAGUGAUUAAACCCACGAACUUGAACUUCCACAGAGCUGUCAGGUCAGAGAUCUUGCUGGACUUGACUGCAAGGAUCCGAGGUCCUAAUUGCUGCUAGGAGAAGCUGUUCUGCUAGAGAAAUAGAAAAAGGGAGACUUUGAGGGUAUCAUGAAGAACUUGUUACACAGCAAAUAUAUUUGCAACAAUGGCGCGGGAGAGAAGUUGUUUCGGUAUAUUUGAUAAAUAAUUGCAAAUCCCAUAUUGCUUACUUUUGGGUGGGUACUUGAAAUGUAUACUGUCAUAGAAAUGUGAAGGGAAAAUCACACAGUAUACACUAAGCCAUAUGGGAGUUCAAGUGGUAAUAGUAGGUCAAAGUAUUUUGCUGAUACUGUAACUCAUUAAAAUGUGUACUAAAUCCAGUGUGUUUGCAGUUUAUCUUAAUGCUGCUGUGUCUCACUUUUGAACCACUUGCUAGCCAAUUUCACAGCUUAUAUGGCCCCUUUUUUUCAAACCUGUCACAUGAUUAGAUGACAGCAUUGCAAGUUGUUUACUGAGAAUAUGCCUGUUACUUCAGCUUGUUAACUAACAGUGCAGUUUUCUUGAGAUACACAGUCAAAUUUCUGUGAGGUAGACAGAAUGACCAAGGAGCUGUCUUUAUUCUACAUCAGAUGUAGUAUGUAGGCUGGUAAAAAAAAGACCAGAGGUGUGAUUUAGUAAUACAAGAAAGGGGGAUGUUUUCCCUGAUACCAAAUCAGUGUGAUCAGACUCUCAUCUUAGAAAAAAAUAAUUGUUAUUAUAGAAUAAUGUGUUCGACUCUCUUUAUUUUGCUAUCAGAUAAGUCCAACUUUAAAUUGGACUCUACAUAUUAUGUUUUUGCAAUUACUAAUUAAAAUGGGAUUUGAAAAUAUUAGUGGGUAGGCUAAAAUGGGACUUCAUGAGCAACUCAGAGAAAAGGGAAUGUUGUGCAUUGAUGAGGCUAGCAAAUAACUGAAGGGACUCGAUUUGAUCAUGCUUAAAAUAGUGUAGUUUGAGAGGAAUCAGUAAUGGUGGUUGCCAGUUACUUUUCAUAUUGUUGGUGUUUUAAACAAACCUAUUCAGAUUCUAACCAAAUAUUAGCAUUCUGUUUGUAUUCUGACACAUGCUGGCAGCAAAGCUGUCAAAUAUCUAAAUAUGCUUUCGGUGAGGUUCAAUUUAUUUCUGUUUCAGAAUGAUUUAGCCUCAUUACUCUUUUAGUCUUCAGAUCUUAAAUGUAAAAAUAAUUUAUUUUAAAUCGAAGUAUAUGAAGCUUUAGUAAUUCUUUUCCCCAGGCCGUUUGUUAACUGCUUUCUUUUUUUGGAAUAAGUAUUAUUGUUUGUAAGAAAAUUUACCAUUUCAUUUAAUGGCCCUUUGGUAUCUGCUUCAGUAUUCCUUUCAUAAUGAUAGCUAAAAUGUUAAAGUGGUAGAGCACCUUGAACUGAAGCUUCUUCAGGAUCUUCUGAUAAGAACUCUUUAUUACUGAAAAUGGGUUUGGGGUUUUUAGUUUAUGUAUUCUUUUUUAACUGUUGAGCACCAUUCCAAGAAAAAUGUAGAGAAGAACACCUUGCUGUAUUUAUUUAUUUAUUACUUGACUGCAGCAAUGUUACCUGCCACUAACACAACAGUCUCUAAGUGUUGCUAUUUCCUUUAUUUGGUUUUACUCGCAUUUGUUUUGUGGCUAUUGUAUGUACCAAAUGGGAAAGGGAACACUUGAGUUAUACUCUACCUUCUUGGCCAUUCUACCCUUACACUUGGAUUUUAAAUCUGUAUUGAAAUAGAUUGGGGAAUAGCUGUUUCAAAGUCAGUAUAGUAGAAAAACUGUAGCUGUGUGUAUUUCCUUUUCUUUCCUCUUGCUCACAAAAAUAUCCUAAGUUGCUAAGUUUACAACUGGCCCACCAGAAGGGCCAGAGGGGCAAGAUUGUUUGGUUUUGUGGAGUGUGUCAAGUUUUUCUCAAAUAAUGUUCUUGCUGGAAAAGCAAAACUGAAGGAGCAAAAGUUGAAUUUCUACUUGAUCGUUGAAACCAGUGUUAGAGUACAAUGGUAGCUUGAAUUUAUUCUCCUGCUUUACUGACUUUCUGGGAAAAAAUAUAGAAAUAGAUAGUAACUGUAACUGAGCUUGGUAUAGAACUGUGGUGUCCUGCAGCUUUAUUUGCUCAACAGCCAUCAAACUUUGAUGGCUUCUUGGUCUUAAUCAUUCACCAGGUUAUUUGUCUCCUUCAACUUGUACUUAUUCUUGUUUGGUAAUUUUUAUUCAUUGCACAAAAAGGGGGAAGAGGGGAGCACUCCUGUGAUACGGUGUCAUGCUUACAUUGAUAACUGGUUUUGUUUGUUUCUUAAAAAAAAAAAACAACAAAAGAAAAGGAAAAGAAAAAAGGACUACCAUGAAUUUACCAAGAAUGUCCCUGAAUCCAUUUUUUAAUAUAGGUCUGGGCUUGAUAACUUUCUUCUUUUGGGAUAAAUUUAAAACAUGUUUAAAAUAUGUCUCUCUGCUCAGGGAUUUGUGGUGGAUUAUUGCAGACAGUGCUAAAAAAAGAAAAAGAAAAAAAAGAGCACAAGACAAGUUUACUAAAUUAAAAUUUUAUUUUUUGAAAAACUGUUAUUUGUAUAAAUUAUCAGAUUUGUAGGCUUUCCUUUUUGUAGAAAUAAUUGUUUAUGUGCCAGAUAAAAGAAUUUCAAUUUUGUUUUCAAUAAUAAAGCAUUGAUAACUAA